Molecule: messenger RNA, 1110 nt
Organism: Erpetoichthys calabaricus (reedfish)
Lineage: Eukaryota; Metazoa; Chordata; Cladistia; Polypteriformes; Polypteridae
Gene: tectb
Product: tectorin beta
Exons: 7
Coding region: 166-1110 (314 amino acids)
Cellular component (GO): cell surface
Source: RefSeq, a predicted model, not a curated record
CCAGUACAUGUUUGUUGGUGCACUCAUCACACUGAUUUUUCAUUUUGUUUAUAGUGUUAUGGCUUCAUAGGCAGUGCUUUUGCUCAUAAAUGUUUGUGGAAUCUUUGAGCUAAAGAAUACACGCAUUUAUACUCUGACACUGACUGACUAUUCAGUAUUAAUAAAAUGCUCAGAUGUUUUUGCUUGCCUGUAGACUUUAAAAUUGAAAGUACACUCUGUCCCACCAUUUAUUGCUUUUCUCUUUCAGAUUUUGUCAUGGUCUCCUGCUUCCCUAAUGCAAUUAUUGCAAGUGUGCCCGAGUGUCCGUAUGGUUGGGAAAUCACCCAGCUAUCCCUUGGUGGAGUUUGCUACAGUGGAUCCAACAGUAUGGGCUUUUAUCGAUUUGCGAUUCCAGACUUGACACCCAAAAACAACUCCUACUGCAGCACUCAUUCGGAGUUUCUUGGGGGUAAGGAUCCUAAGUAUGUUUUCUAUAACUCAAUAGUUUCCAAUGAUACUUUGCUAACAAUACGGAACCAGCCUGUGAACUAUUCUUUUAGCUGCAUUUACAAAGCAUCUUAUCUUGUAAGCAACGCAGUCUUCAGCCAAAGAGUGGCAACAAUCUACGUCAACAACGGAAGCGUAGGUUCUUUCAGAUCUCAGUUGUCGAUGAAUGUUUUUACUAAUUCCAAGUUUCUAUAUGCCAAGGAUUCACCGUAUACAAUUGAUAUAUCAGAAAUUGGUUCAGAGGUGUUCAUUGGGAUUGAGGCCAAGGGAUUAAGCAGCAGAUUUAAAGUUGUCAUUAAAAAUUGCUGGGGAACUCCUUCUCCACAACCUGCAGACAAAAAACGGUGGAGCCUUAUCAUUAACAGUUGCUCUGCAGAUAACACUGUGACCAUCUUUGAAAAUGGAAAAGACAGCAGAUCCAUGUUCAAAUUUAAUUCAUUUCGAUUUCAACUGCUGGAGAAGGUUUCGACUGUGUGGCUACACUGUGAUGUUGAAAUAUGCGACAGUGAGAAGAUGUCUUGUCUGCCAGCUCAACCCUGCACUUUAAGGAGUCAGCAGUCUGAGCCUAUUGGAGGGAUACUGACUGCAGAGUUCCAGCUGCAAGGUAAGCAGGCUAAAUCCUGA